AUGGGCUCCGAAGAACAAAAGCCGACACCAGAGAAUGGUACUCUUUUCCAAGGAUUCGAAUGGAAUGUCCCAGACGACCACAAACACUGGAAACGGCUGGCCGAGCAGCUUCCCAAGCUGAAAGCCAUCGGUAUCGACAACAUCUGGCUACCCCCUGGCUGCAAAGCCGCCAAUCCCAAGGGCGUUGGCUAUGACAUCUACGAUCUAUACGACCUCGGCGAGUUUGAUCAGAAAGGCGCCAAAGGCACUAAAUGGGGUACCAAGGACGAGUUGCUCGAACUCACCAAGGUUGCUAAAGAGCAUGGCGUAGGCUUGUACUGGGAUGCUGUGCUGAACCAUAAAGCUGGUGCCGAUAGGACGGAGAAGUGUCGCGUUGUUGAAGUUGACCAAAACGACAGGACCAAGGAGACCUCUGACGCCUACGAGAUUGAGGGCUGGCUAGGCUUCGACUUUCCAGGCCGCGGUGAACAGUAUUCCAAGAUGAAAUACCACUGGGAGCAUUUCUCAGGCACAGACUGGGAUCAAGCCAACGAGAAGAAAGCCAUCUACAAAAUCCUUGGCGAUAACAAAGGCUGGUCUCAAUCUGUCGACGACGAGCAAGGCAAUGCUGAUUAUAUGAUGUUCGCCGACGUCGAUUACUCACACCCCGAGGUUCAAGAAGAUGUAAAGAACUGGGGUGUGUGGAUCACAAAAGAACUCGGUUUGAAGGGCUUCCGGUUGGACGCUGUCCAGCAUUUCAGCUCGAGAUUUACCAACGAGUGGAUCGAGAACUUGCGUGAACAGUGCGGAGACGAUAUCUUUGUGGUCGGUGAAUUCUGGUCAGGCGAUGUCAAAGAGAUGAGCGACUGGCUUGAAGGCAUGAACCACGAGUUCGCUCUUUACGACUCGCCUCUCUUGAACAACUUUGGGUCAAUCUCCACCACCGAGUCGGGAGACCUUAGAAAGGUCUAUGAUAACACACUCGUUCAAAUGCGACCCAUAGAUGCUGUUACAGUCGUAACAAACCACGAUACACAGCCAGGCCAAGUCAUGGAAACCAAGAUCGAGGGUUUCUUCAAGCCUCUCGCCUAUGCUCUCAUUCUGCUGAGGCAGGAGGGUUACCCGUGCCCUUUCUAUGGCGACCUCUACGGACUCUCUGAACCACACGAGACCCCCGCUUCAUGCGGCGGAAAGCUCGCCGAUCUUAUCCUCGCACGAAAGCUCUUCGCGUAUGGAAGUCAAGAAGAUUACUUCAACGAAGCCAACUGCAUCGGGUUUGUGCGUCGUGGAACAUGGGACAAGAAAGCGGGUCUAGCGUGUGUGAUGAGUAACGCAGGUCCUGGGGAGAUCAAGAUGGCUGUUGGCGAGAUGCAUGCUGGUGAGAAGUGGACUGACAUUCUUGGCUGGGAGGAAGGCGAGAUCGAGAUCGACAGCGAGGGGUACGGGCUGUUCAAGUGUCCCGGCACCAGCGUUGCGGUUUGGGUACGGAGCGAUGCUGAAGGACGGGACCGGUUUCCCACAAACUUCGAUGCGAAUGUAUACCACAAAGAAUAG
Messenger RNA from Alternaria burnsii, 1533 nucleotides. RefSeq names its product glycoside hydrolase family 13 protein. Lineage: Eukaryota; Fungi; Ascomycota; Dothideomycetes; Pleosporales; Pleosporaceae. Gene Ontology annotation, biological process: carbohydrate metabolic process. The record is from RefSeq and is a predicted model, not a curated record. The transcript has 2 exons. Gene Ontology annotation, molecular function: calcium ion binding; hydrolase activity, hydrolyzing O-glycosyl compounds. The coding region runs from base 1 to 1533 and encodes 510 amino acids.